Messenger RNA from Adineta steineri, 822 nucleotides. The record is from the annotation of a GenBank genome assembly. NCBI's taxonomy places the organism in Eukaryota, Metazoa, Rotifera, Eurotatoria, Adinetida, Adinetidae.
AUGUCUAGUUCAUCUCAAUUAGAAUUUACACUAAAUGCUUCUCUUGGCUCUCUAGAAUUUGGUAAAUCAUUUAUUGAUCAACCACGUGGUAUAGCUUAUCGUAAAUCGGAUGCAUUAUUAUUUAUUGCUGAUUCGAAAAAUGAACGUGUUGUUGCAUUUACAGAAGAUAAUAAAGUUGCUAAAAUUAUAAGUCAUUAUGGAACAAAAAAUGGUUUAGCUAUUAUGAGUAAUGAUCAAGUUGUUAUGAGUGACGAAUUACAAGUAUUAAUAUUAAAUAGUGAUUUACGUUUAAUACGUACAAUAGGUUGUGAUGAUGUUGAUGCUGGUUUAACAAAUUAUCAAGGUAUAUGUGUAGAUAAAAAUGAUCUAAUUUAUGUAUGUGAUCAAGCAAAUCGACAAGUGAAAGUUUAUGAUCCUAAAAGUGGAAGUAUUAUACGAUUUUUUGGUAAUAAAACUUUAUUUAGUUCACUUGCUUAUUGUGCGGCAACAGAUGAACAUAUUUUUGUAACAGAUCCACAAGGUUCAUGUGUUCAUAAAUUUACUCUUGACGGAACAUUUGUUCAGCGUUUUGGUAGUGAAACAUCAUCAAAUUUUUCGCUUCCAUUAUCAAGUCCACGUGGUAUAACUGUACUUCCAGAUACACAUCAUAUAUUAAUUGCUGAUUCACAUAAUGAUCGUUUAGUACUUUUUGAUGAUAAUGGACAAUUUCAAAAAUUAAUUGCAAGUGGUAUUGAAUAUCCGGAAUCAUUAGCAGUUAAUACAAAAGGAGAUGUUUUUGUUGCUAUGCAUGAUCGUAUUGGUAUAUUUACUCAACGAAAAUAA